Equus caballus (horse) is the source of this 2834-nucleotide messenger RNA. NCBI's taxonomy places the organism in Eukaryota, Metazoa, Chordata, Mammalia, Perissodactyla, Equidae. The record is from RefSeq and is a predicted model, not a curated record.
AUGUGCCGGGGGGCUUUGGAGAGAAAAAAGGAAAAAUAAAAUCUUAGGGGAAAAAAAAAAAGAAAUGGAGAGGAGUCCAUCAGGAAGGGCUCCUUGGUAGAAGGUAGUUUUAAACAGGAUUGAAAAAGAAGGGAAUGGACAGAGCUGAGCAGGUGUUUGUUGACUAACAAGAGCUGGGACCUUGGAGAUAUGGAGGGAAAUCGAACAGGGCCUGGCCUCUGAUCUGCUCAAAUCUAGUUGGGGAGGCAAGGUGUGAAUUCAUGAAGAAGCCACUAACCAUGGUGACGCGAUGGUUCUCAGCCUUCACCAACCAUCAGAAUCACAUGGGGAAACUUGUUUAAAAUCCUGAUUCCCAGGCCUCACUAGCCCUACUCGUGUGAGAUGGGGUUGAGGAGCUGUGGCAAAUGUGCAGUGUCCUGAGGAGGGAAGGCGUUACCAAAGGAGUGGUUUGAGCUGCAUCUUGAAGGAUGGGUACGAUUUGGAUGUGUGGAGCGGCUGGGGAGUCUGUCCUGGUUGACUUGAGGAGUAACUUUGCUUUGGGUUUGUAGAAAUGGCAUGUGCCAAGUUUCGGAAGUUGGGGUAGGAAAGGCAUUUUGAAAGUGUGAGUGGAAUGAUCAGGCUGGAACACUGGGUUUGCGUGGGAGUGGUGAGAAGGAAGACUGGAAGGAACGGCCUUUGCAGGUGACAGAGGUCACUGGAGUGCUCCCUCUGCCCCCCGCCUCCUCCCCUUACUUCCCUCUUUGUCUUCCCCUUUUUCCUUCCUUCCUCCCUUCCCCCCUUCCCCUCUUUUGUUCUCCCCCCCUCACUUACACAUAACAUUUCUUUCCAUCCUUUAUAUCAAUCUUACGAAGUGGAUAUUAUUCUUAGUAUAGAUGGUCCCUGACUUAUGAUGGUUCGACUUAUGAUUUUUCAGCUUUACGAUGGAUGGUGCAAAAGCGAUAGGCAUUCAGUAGAUCCAGUACAUCGCAUUUUGAUCUUUUCCUGGGCUAGUGAUGUGAGGUAGGAUACGCCUGUGACGCUGGGCAGCAGCAGCGAUCUGCAGCUCCCAGCCAGCCACCUGAUCAUGAAGGUAAACAACCGGUGACAGUGACAUGGCUGUGCCCCAGGCUUUCCUGCUGGGGCCCCUCCAUGAGCCUGCAGGUGGCCUGAUGGAGCCCCAGCCCUGCCCUCGAAGCUUGGCUGAGGGCUUCCUGGAGGAGGAGCUUCGGCUUAAUGCUGAGCUGAGCCAACUGCAGUUUUCAGAGCCUGUGGGCAUCAUCUACAAUCCCGUGGAGUAUGCGUGGGAGCCACAUCGCAACUACGUGACCCGCUACUGCCAGGGUCCUAAGGAAGUGCUCUUCCUGGGCAUGAACCCCGGACCUUUCGGCAUGGCCCAGACUGGGGUGCCCUUUGGGGAAGUGAAUGUCGUGCGGGACUGGUUGGGCAUUGGGGGCCCUGUGCUAACCCCUCCCCAAGAGCACCCUAAGCGACCAGUGCUGGGACUGGAGUGUCCACAGUCAGAGGUGAGCGGUGCCCGAUUCUGGGGCUUUUUCCGGAACCUCUGUGGACAGCCUGAAGCCUUCUUCCGUCACUGCUUUGUCCACAAUCUGUGUCCUCUGCUCUUCUUGGCUCCCAGUGGGCGCAACCUCACCCCUGCUGAGCUGCCUGCCAAGCAGCGAGAACAGCUUCUUGGGGUCUGUGACACGGCCCUCUGCCGGCAGGUGCAGCUGCUGGGGGUGCGGCUGGUGGUGGGAGUGGGGCGGGUGGCUGAGCAGCGGGCACGACGGGCUCUGGCAGGCCUGAUGCCCGAGGUCCAGGUGGAGGGGCUCCUGCACCCCUCACCUCGUAGCCCACAGGCCAACAGGGGCUGGGAGACGGUGGCCAAGGAGAGACUGAAUGAGUUGGGGCUGCUGCCACUGCUAACAAAAUGAGUGCCCCUGGGGCACAUAGGACACAGUCAAGGCCCCAAGUCAUUCUUGGGCACGCAGAUCUACACGCCUCCUGGACAAGCAACAAGGUCAUCCUCAGCUCCCCGCUUCCUGGGAACCGCGUUCUUUGAUCAUUGGAGCUGUCUUCCGACCCGCUCGGGCAGUCUUGACACUGCUCCUGCUUGCCCUCUGAUCCCUGCUUUCGUCACCUUCCUUUGAGCAUUGCCUCUUUGGCUCUGUGGUACCUAGCUCCACAGAGAGUCAGCAGCUGCAAACUGCUCUACCUCACUGUUUCCUUGGGAGUCUCUCUUCAGCUGAGAGUCACCCACACAGUGACUUCUGAGGUCAUAUUUGCUGUUUUAGAGAAAAGAUCCUGCCAGGAUCCCCACCUGUCCUCAUAGAACAGGUUGCUUCAGCUGACCCCUUUCCUCACAGGAGAAAGCAUGGGGCAAGGAUGGUAAGAGUGAACUUCUUAUGAGAGACUGAGGCUGGAUCAGAGGGAGAAAGAAUUCAGUGUGGCAGAGUGGGAAAGGCCCGAAGACUGGGAUUUUCAUCCCAGCUUUGAGACUUGUGAACUUUAUGACUUGGGACCAGUUGAUUAACCUCUCCAAGCCUUAGGACCCUCAUCUCUAAAAUAGGGAUCCCUCCCCAUGGGGUUGGUGUGAGGGUUAACUGAGACAACCCUUGAGAGUGCCUUGCAUAGUGCCUGGCACAGGGGUACUCGUUACACCUCUUGCCUCCGGGCUGGGGAGUCACUGCACUACAAAGGAAGCCCCUCCACCCUGAAGACCCUGCUGGGGGGUCUGGGCCUCCUCCUUGGCCAGGGCGAGGGGCGGAUUCUAGCCCUGCCAGCAGUGGACCAAUGACUUUAUGAAAAACCCAGCUUAUGAUUUUUCAGUCUUAAGCAUUAAAAGCUCCUAAACCCUU